AAGACCCAAUUCUCCAUGAUUUUCUUCUAUUCUCGUCGAAUUCUGAGAUUCUGAAGUUCGAUUCACGAGACAUUUGUUGAAAAAUUGUUGGCGGUUAAUAGAAAUGUUUGUGAAGUAUGAGAGUGUUUAGACGGAAAUUUAUGCCUGUAAGGUGUUUGAUAAAAAGCCUGUAACCAAGAGGAGGUUAAUAAAGUGAUGGAAAUAGCCAAAACUGCUCAGAAAUCAUGGGCAAAGACUCCAUUGUGGAGGAGAGCUGAGGUUCUUCACAAAUCUGCUGCGAUUUUGAAAGAACACAAAGCCCCCAUUGCUGAGUGCUUGGUGAAGGAAAUUUCAAAGCCGGCCAAAGAUGCAGUGACCGAGGUUGUGAGAUCUGGAGAUCUUGUUUCAUAUUGUGCUGAAGAAGAUGUUAGGAUCCUGGGAGAGGGGAAGUUCUUGGUUGCUGAUAGUUUUCCUGGAAAUGAAAGGACCAAAUAUUGCCUUACUUCCAAGGUCUUAUUAGCUGUGUCACCGGAAAAGGUUCUGAGAUUGGUGAUGUCCUCACGAUGCAUUCGGGUGUCGACUGUAUAAGCUUUACCGGUGGAGAUACCGGAAUUGCAAUUUCAAAGAAGGCAGGCAUGACACCUCUUUCAGAUGGAACUGGGAGGCAAAGACGCCUGCAUUGUGCUCGAGGAUGCAGAUCUUGAUUUAGCUGCCGUUUACAUCAUAAAGGGAGGCUUUUCUUACAGGUGAGAGCAGAUUCGUUUAUACUGGUUGAUACCAGACUCGUAUUUGCUUCCCAGUUUCCAUUCUUUGACAUCCAUGAAAAUCUAAACUACUUGACUGAUUUAAUAGAAAGAAUACAACUUGUUCUUGUUCUUCAUUCUUACAUU
Cucurbita maxima (winter squash) is the source of this 869-nucleotide messenger RNA. Its product is annotated as NADP-dependent glyceraldehyde-3-phosphate dehydrogenase-like. The coding region runs from base 196 to 567 and encodes 123 amino acids. The record is from RefSeq and is a predicted model, not a curated record. The transcript is spliced from 4 exons. Gene Ontology annotation, molecular function: lactaldehyde dehydrogenase (NAD+) activity. Lineage: Eukaryota; Viridiplantae; Streptophyta; Magnoliopsida; Cucurbitales; Cucurbitaceae.